Messenger RNA from Ramularia collo-cygni, 948 nucleotides. Its product is annotated as probable acetolactate synthase small subunit precursor. Lineage: Eukaryota; Fungi; Ascomycota; Dothideomycetes; Mycosphaerellales; Mycosphaerellaceae. The transcript is spliced from 3 exons. Gene Ontology annotation, biological process: branched-chain amino acid biosynthetic process. The record is from RefSeq and is a predicted model, not a curated record. Bases 1 to 948 code for a protein of 315 amino acids. Gene Ontology annotation, molecular function: acetolactate synthase regulator activity. Gene Ontology annotation, cellular component: mitochondrial nucleoid; acetolactate synthase complex.
AUGGCCUCCAAACGCCUCUUGACCCGCAUUCUGCAGGCCAAUCCCCCAUCUCUCCUCGCCAAACGCGCACAAUCCUCCUCCACGUCCGCAAUAGCGUACAAAGCCCUCCACCGCAAAGUGUCGCCUCUCCCCGCAGCACCCACCUCUUCCCUCCCAGUCUCCCCCGCAGCAGCCGUAUCGUCCAUCCUCUACGAAACGCCGCUCCCGACAACCGCACCACCCAAACGCCAUGUCCUCAACUGUCUGGUGCAAAACGAACCCGGAGUCCUCUCCCGCGUCUCAGGAAUUCUGGCAGCCCGCGGCUUCAACAUUGACUCCCUUGUCGUCUGCUCCACCGAAGUCGCCGAUCUCUCCCGCAUGACCAUCGUGCUGCAAGGCCAAGACGGCGUCGUCGAGCAAGCCCGACGUCAAUUAGAAGAUCUCGUCCCCGUCUGGGCUGUCCUGGAUUACACCGCCGCCCCACUCGUCCAACGCGAACUCCUCCUCGCGAAAAUCUCCAUUCUCGGCCCGGAAUUCUUCGAGGAGCUCCUCGCGCACCAUAGAGAAAUGACGGGCGAUGCCACCUCUUCCUCCCUGAUGAUGUCGGAGGACGGGGAAAUGAGCGAGGAAGGCAUGGAGCAGAUGAAUGUCGCGGAUUUCCACCCGGGAAAUUUGGCGCCGAGUGAGGCGCUGCGCAUGAAGCAUAAGCACUUGGAGACAAUCACGUAUUUGACACAUCAGUUUGGAGGCAAAGUGUUGGACAUUUCGACGAAUAACUGUAUUGUCGAGGUUUCGGCGAAACCGACGAGGAUUGAUAGUUUUAUGAAGUUGAUUAGUCCGUUUGGCAUUUUGGAGAGUGCGAGGACUGGUUUGAUGGCUCUUCCUAGAAGUCCGCUGCAUGGAGGGGAGAUUGAGCAGACCAAGGAGGUGGAGGAGGUGAUGGAUGCUGCUAGCUUGCCUCCUAGUUAG